AUGGAGCACGGGGCUUUUGCCAGGCUGCGGAAGGAGCUGCUCGAGCUCGCGGAGGACCCGCCAGCCGGGUGCUGGUGCGAUGACACAGCCAGCUACGUCAGCCACCCCUUCCUGCAACCAGGGACUCACGAAGAGCCGACGACCCACAGCCAGAGGGGGGGCCGUGCCUCUCUGGUGCAAGUGCGCCUCACCACGCCACGUGAGGGUCCAGUUGCGAGGUAUUGGCAGGCCCUGGUCGCUGGCCCGGAGGGCACGCCCUACGAGGAGGGCCUCUUUCGCCUGGUGCUGGUCUUCAAGGCGUGGUGA
Messenger RNA from Effrenium voratum, 306 nucleotides. NCBI's taxonomy places the organism in Eukaryota, Dinophyceae, Suessiales, Symbiodiniaceae. The record is from the annotation of a GenBank genome assembly.